AUAGAUUUUGACAGGUUGCUGAACCUUGGGUCUGAUUGUUUUCUCGUCUUUCUUCCUCUAAAACGAACGUGUCUUUGUUUUACUUCACGCACGUGAAGAUUAGAGUUUAUCUGUUGUAAUUAUAUACUUUCUACACUUCUCGUCUUUGUCUCUCCAAAACAUAACAAAAUACUUCAUUCAUAUCAUAUGAGAAGAGUGCAAGUAUUGAGUAAGAAAGUGCAAUAAUUAAAAAUUGUCAUACACAAAGUGUAAAAUGUCAACAAUGCAAACGUUACCGCAAAAAAGAUAUUAUAGACAACGUGCUCACUCGAAUCCGAUAGCCGAUCAUUGCUUGGAGUAUCCUAUAAAACCAGACUUGAUGGAUUGGAACACUUUGUAUCCAGAAUAUUUUGAUGCAGAUAAUAAACAAGAAACACAGAAAUGUGUAGAGUUUGUAGAUAUUGGUUGUGGUUACGGAGGUCUGCUAGUUACCUUAUCGCCAAUGUUUCCUGAUAGUUUGAUACUUGGUAUGGAAAUUCGAAUAAAGGUUGCAGACUAUGUUAGAGAUCGUAUUGCUGCACUACGUUGGCAAAGUCCAGGCCAAUACCAGAAUAUCGCUUGCCUAAGAUCAAACGCGAUGAAGUAUCUGCCGAAUUAUUUUCACAAAGGACAGCUAAAGAAGAUGUUUUUCCUGUAUCCAGAUCCUCACUUUAAGAAGUCCAAACAUAAAUGGAGGAUAAUAAACAAGUCACUGUUAGCGGAAUACGCUUAUCUGUUAGCCGAAGGAGCUUUUGUAUAUACUAUAACAGACGUGAAUGAGUUGCAUAAGUGGAUAGUUCAACAUUUUCAAGAGCACCCGUUGUUUGAAGAAGUUGCUAAAGAGGACUUGGAUGCAGACCCUAUAGUAGAGAAAUUGUACGAAAGCACCGAAGAAGGCCAGAAAGUAACGAGAAACAAAGGAGAUAAAUUUUUGGCUAUGUUCAGGAGGAUCGCGGAUCCUUACGUUGUAACAAAUAGCUAGCAGUUAUAUCAGCGACUGUAUAUAGCUGUAUAUACACGUUAAUACACGUUGUCGUAAAAGGAUAUUCUCGCUAUUGACACUGAUUUUGGUAUUUCAACUUGAUGUCCUAUAUCGUGAUGCCAUAAUCGUGUCACUAAAAUGAGAGAAUUAUAAACAUUGAGUAAGUUCAUCACU
This is a messenger RNA of Harpegnathos saltator (Jerdon's jumping ant), 1174 nucleotides long. RefSeq names its product tRNA (guanine-N(7)-)-methyltransferase. The transcript is spliced from 7 exons. Bases 254 to 1000 code for a protein of 248 amino acids. The record is from RefSeq and is a predicted model, not a curated record. NCBI's taxonomy places the organism in Eukaryota, Metazoa, Arthropoda, Insecta, Hymenoptera, Formicidae. Gene Ontology annotation, molecular function: tRNA (guanine(46)-N7)-methyltransferase activity. Gene Ontology annotation, cellular component: tRNA methyltransferase complex. Gene Ontology annotation, biological process: RNA (guanine-N7)-methylation; tRNA methylation.